CAUUUUAACUUGAAUUAUGCUUCUCUUUUGGGUUUCUUGCAAUUUAAUUACAAUUUUUUCAUCGUAUUUCGUUAAAGGUAAGAAAAUUUCAUAUAUACUUUAUUCAAAUUUAAUACUAUUUCCCAUUUAUAUAUUAAAAUCUUUAAUAAACUUAACAAUUCAAUUACAAAAGUUACUUUUAACCAAAAAAAUUGAAUUGCUUUCUCUAUUCAAACGAAAAUUUGAGAGAAAAUCAGAAUAUUAAUCUAAUAAAUUUACAUUCAUUUAUCUUCUUUAAAUGAAAUUUCUUUUUUAUUUUUUUUUUAAAAAAACAAAAAAGUAAAAAAAAUUUUGAUAAUACUUUCCAAGAUGAAUCUGUUUUUAAAUAUUUAUUUAAUGUUGAGUAAUGUUCAUUUCUUUAUAUAUAUAUAUGUGUGUGUGUGUGUAUAUACUGUUUAUAUGCAGUAUAUAUAAAUUUUAUUAUAAAGUUAUCAAAGGAGAAACGCGUGGAAAACUAUUGAUUUUGUAGUUUUGAUAUUUUCUGCUUUAGAAACAGUUUAAUAUUAAAAGAGAGUAUUUCACAACAACUAAUUAAUAAAAAGUGAUCAAAAUUUUCGAUUCUUUAUAUACUUUUUAUUGCAGUCAGUCAUUUUUUGUUCUUUUACUUAAAAUAUUUAUGAUUUGCCGUGAAUAUAAUAUUAGAUUUUGAACAAAAAAUUUGUCCUUUUCAAUAUUGUUUAUUAUUAAAUAUUCUUAAGUUAAUUAUUAAUUAUUUUCAUUAUUGAAAAUUGAAUUUUAACAAUCGACUUAUAGGUUCAAGUAAGAUUAUAUAUAAAUUUAGAUUAUGUAGAUUGCUAUAGUUCAUAAUAUUUAUCAAUUGUAAAAGAAAAGAUAUAUGGAAAUUAAUGGUUAAGGGGGAAAUAUCCAUCAAUAGUUUUUUUCUCUUAUGAAUAAUUCAUUAAAGACGUCAAAUAUUUCUACAUUUGUUGUUAGAUUUAAAGGGGAUGAUAUCUAUCAGGAUAUACCGAAUCUAGCUACAUUCACUAUUGCUAUUAAAUAUGCUCCUGUUUUAAAUAUUAGUGAAACAGAUAGCAAUUUUAAUUUGAAAAUUGAACUAUCCGAUUCUAGUUCUCUUUCAAGUAAUACUUUGGCUUUAAACGCGCCUUUUAUUCAAUUUAAUAAGGCGUCGUUAGAAAAAUUUCACGCAAGUUUACAACCUCUAUCGUCAAUUAUUCUUGAAGGUGAAACUAACUUUAUAGUUCCUGUCGCAAAAUGCAGCUCCUUCAGCUACUUUUGCGCUAAAAUAAAUGAUCAAGACGAGAAUUGCAUUGAUAUAAAUUCCUAUAAGAAAUGCUCAAACAACUACGUUCUAUCGAAUAUUCAUAAGUUUGGCGUUCCUUCCGGUUAUAUUCAAACCGGAGCGUACAACUUUUUAGAACUUUCAAUCGAUCUAAAACUUGGCGGGGGAGUUGGAAAUGCGCAAGGUCCCUACGUCAAUUUAUUUUUAUCAGAGAACGAAAUAAUUGAAGAAGAACUCGAUGUAAUUUUAACUAAGGAACCAAUCAGUUUUGAAAAAUUGAAACAGACCUAUUCGAGUUCAACGAUAAUAGAUCUAUCCGGACCAGAUUAUUUCAUACCAAACGUAGCUCUGCUCAAACCACAGUUGUGCGGAGUAUCUUAUCUAAUAAUUAAAUCUGAACGACGAGAAAAGGAGUUAAUUGAUGUAAAGGCGAUAAAAGUUAUUACUUUAUGUCCUCAGGACGAAAUUAAAUUGAAUAAGGCUGAAUUCUACGAAAUCUCUUCUCCAACCAUUUCCUUAAAACGUCAAACUAAUUACGAUCUUAAAAUGGAUAUAGAAUUUGUUCAUAUUAAUACUGAGAACAAGCUCAGAGGUCAACAGCAUUGGAAAAUUAAGCUUCUCCUGCAAAAUUCCAAGAGUUUACACGAGGAAACUAGUGUAGAUUUAACGGAAAAUCCAAGUUCUAUUGAAUUUUUAACAUCUAUUGAUCCAUUAGAAGAUUUUCCUGGCUUGGAAAAGUAUCGUUUUAAAGUUAAAUUUACCGUUAAUAUUCAGUUGGCCUAUAAUUAUUUAUUGGUUCUAUUAAGAUCUUCGGAUUCAGAAACUGUUAUGCAUAAUAAUUAUAAAGUUUGGGAUUUAAAAACUUUAACUGACGAUACAGAUGUCGCUUUGCAGGCCUUUUCUAUAACAAAUAAUCGAAUAAAUGUUGACAGUCCGCUCCCCCUGUCGGCUACAAGUCUAACUUCGACAAAUGUAGAUGCAAAUACAAUUGGAGUAAGCCUAUAUUGGUCAAUUGAUGAUAAACUCGAUGAAACAGAUUAUUUAGUUCCCUUGACAUUUUCAGUAUCAGUUUCAGGGUCCAUAACAACAACAGGCAACGUUCCAAGUCCCCUUCAUCAACUUUAUUGUGGUAAAAUUUAUUCGAUUCUCAAAGUUGAUAGCAAUAAUAAAAUUGCUGAAAUAGAUGAGACUAACAACGUUAAAUCAAUUUUAGUAACUUUACUUUGUGGUUCUGGGGAUGAUUUAGCUCUACAACAAUUUAAUGUCCUCUCACCGUCCAUUUUGGUUAAUGAUAGAAGCUCUACUAUUCAUUUUAAAGCUAUUGUUUCUUGUACGAGCGUUGACUGUAGCUCUAAAACUGAAUCGAACAACAAUUUUAACGUUAAUCUCUUUCUAAGCUCUAAUGAUAAAUUUAGAUCAAGUACAACUGACCUUUUAACUAUAACCAGUCUUAAAUCCGUUACCGGAAAAGGAAUAAAAACUGGCUUAACAAACGGACCAGUAACUGUAGAUUUGUCUGCACAAGUAACUAUAGAUCCAUCUCUUUGCACAAAAGAACGCUACUACCUUAUGAUGAAAUUGACACCCGACGAUUCGUACCUUUCCAACAAUUAUAUGGUUAUUCCAGUAACACUUAAGUGCUACAACAGCGAUUCCAUUGAUUUUAAUAUUAAUUCUUUUACCGUUAAAUCUACAACGCUAAACGAAUUCAACUAUUUCACAAUUGAUUAUACCAUUCAAACAUUUGGAGAUUUUGAAGUAACCCAAACGAAUAAUCCACAAUACGGAUUGAAUCUAUAUCUAUCAGAAGAUACAUUGUACGACGACGAAGAUAUUCAAUUAAUUACUAAUUUUCAUGUUUGUAAUCGUAAGAAAUUAGCGGAAGCCGUGUCGAGCGGUUCAACAAAAACAAUUAAUAUAUUUGACUAUUUUAAAUUUCCAAAAGAAUCAAAGAUAAGAAAAUUUUGCGGUAAAACCUAUUAUAUUAUAGCGUUGAUAGACAGUUAUCAUACUUUUAUGGAAACUAACGAAUUGAAUAAUGUACUAAGUUCAACUUCACUAACGGAAAUAAAGAAUUUGAAUUGUGCUAGCGCAAGUUUUUCAAAAUCUAUUUCUAUUAAAUUCCUUGAUAAAAAGACAUUUCAAUCUUCUCAACUAUUUCCGCUAUCCUCUUAUAAUUGGAUAACUGAUAUUGAAGUUACAAAUCAUUAUAACCAACCAUACAAUCCUACAAGUGAAACAAAACUACAAUUAAAAUUAUUCUCAAUUCAUUCUCGUAUCUCUAUUGAUAUUAAAAAUUCUGAUAUAUUUAAGAAUGGCCUAAAUGCUGGAGAAACGAAAAAGAUAAAUGUAAGAUUAGCAAUACCGAAUAACCGCUUGACAAAAGUAAUUUGCGAUGAAAUAGUACCAAAUGAAGAUACUAAAGUUGAAAUUGAAAUGAAAUUAAUUGAUCUAAAAGAUUCAUUUAUAUUGAAAUCUGUAGAUAAAGUUGAAAUGGAUAUGAAAUGCGAAUUUGGACUAAAACCUACUUUAAAUUCUGUAUUUUAUGAGAAGAAAUUGCAACAAUACUUUAAUUAUACAUUUCUUAUAAAUUUCCAAAUAAAGCAUACGGAAAUAAAAGAAUUACAAAAAGUAAUGACAUCAACUGAAAAGAAUUGGUUUAUUGAUAUAGAAUUAUUCAAUUCAGAGUCUAGUUAUCCUUUAGAGACUUUGUUUUUGAAUGAAUAUAAAAAUGCUCAAUUUACGGUUUUGAAUAACAAACAAAUUCUACUUGUUUCGGUAUCGAGCUAUACUGGAAAAUUAAAACGUGAUACUUGUUUGAAAUUUAUUGGAAAAAUUAAUAAAUUACGUAUGACGCUCCGUCCAGCAAAAUUCCUUUUAAUGCUUGGCUAUAAAACUUAUUCCAUUGAAUAUUCAUUAGCAUUAAAUUUCCAAUGUAACGAUGAAUACCUUGACCUUAAAUUGGAAAAAUUUAAUUUUCUAACCAAUUAUGAUUACGUUACGAAUAUCUUAGACUUGGAUACAACACAAAAAUUCACUAUGACUGUUUCUGCAACAAAAACGAAUAAUGGAACUUUUUCACCCUUUCUUCAUAAUGUUACCAAUAAUUUCUACUAUAAACUCUUUAUUAGUCCAAAGAAGAGUUUCAAAGAAACUCGCAAAUUAGCUUAUGAAAUUCCCUAUUCUCCAUCUAAUAAAGAGUUAAAGAAUGAUGUAACAAAUAACUCGGCAGAAAUUACAACAAUUGAUUUGAUGGUUAAUUCUAGUGAUGUGAGGACGUAUUGCGGUUUAAAUUCUAUUAUUGUUGCUGUUUUUGACGAAAAGAAUAAACCAAUAACUCCAUCUAGUAGUAAAAUAAUCGAGAAUUUAUUAUCGGAAAACUCUCCUCAAGAUCCGUAUAUAAGUAAUAAUUAUUUGGUAAAAGAUGUAGCAGUCUCUUGUAUUGGUGACAUAAUUAAGAUCAAUGCUGAUAAGAUAACAACUCAAGUUUAUUCUGGUUCAAAGAGGCAUUUGGAGUUUAUGAUUGAAGUUACCAAUAUUGAUUUCUUGGGUAGAGAUAUUCCUCAAAGUCUAGAUUACCCGUUUACAUUUGAAAUAGAAGGUGAAACUCCAGAAUCUAUUUUCAUAUCAAAUAAUGCUAAAUCAGGUCUGAAAUUUGGAGAUACUGCUAAAAUAACAGUUAAAGCAACAUUGGAUAUAGAUGAUGCUUUUUGUGCUCAAAUCAACAGUAAUAUUACUGUUAAAGUAUUGACUGGAUUGGGAGUUCCAGUCGGUUUCUCUGAUACAAGUACUGAUAACAAUAGAGCUUUAAUUACCGGAAUCACCUGUUCGAAAGAAGAAACUGGUAUCUCUGUUGUAAUUGAUUCAAACUCGAUUGCAUUAAAUCCAUCAAAUCAACUGGCAGGAAAUAUUGAAUUGACAAUUUCGGGUAUUGACGGAUCAACUUAUGAAGAUUUUGAUGUUUAUUUGGCUAAAGAUAAUAAAAUUGAUAAGGAAAAUGACAAAAAAUUAAAUUUUGUGGUUGGAAGUCAAGUAAAACAGGGAAAUGGAGAUAUAAAAGGACCUUUAGAAUUGUCUAUCAACAACGAUACUUGGAAUCAUUAUUGCGGUUAUAAAUAUAUAAUCGUUCAAAUAGAUCCUAAUAAUGCGAUAGACGACAAAAACAAAGUAGACAAUAUUGCAUCCUUUUCAAUCUUAAUACAAUGUAGUGAAAAUAACAAAUACGUGUUUAGGAUAAACAAUUUCAAUUUACCAAAAGAUCUAUUCUCAAACAUAAAUACAAUGUUAACCUUUGGAGGUGUUGUAAGAAAUAUCGGAAGUAAUAUAGCUGCUGUAUCGGGCAUGAAUACUAAUUUUAAAUUUAAAGUCUAUCUUCAAAAGUCUUCUCAUAUGAAGAAUGAAAAUCGACUAGAUAUUACUCCGGAUGAUUGGACUUAUAGCGGAAGUGAAAAAGACCUCCGAAAAGCUGCUCAUAAUUCAAAUACAGAUAAGACAUUUACAACUGUUAAAACAUAUGUGAAAAUUCCAAUUGAUAUAUGUUCUGUUGGGUAUGAUGCUAUAUUGGUUGGCGUAAAAGAUACAAUUGGAACUGAAUGCGAAGAAAUAGAUAACUUUUACACUUACUAUUUCAAUUGUAUGGGAAAUAAUGGAAUUGAUUUUGAAAUAACCAAAUUUGCGCUUGAUAAAACUCAAUUUAACUUAAAUGAUUUACAAACUUUUAAUCUUGAUUUAAAAGCUAAUCUUGGUAAAUCCGAUAUUGAUUGGAAUUGGUCAUUUCAACCAAUUUUAACGUUUGAAAAUUCAGAUGGAAAGAUAAACAUUCCUAUUUAUUUUGAUUUGAAUAAUCUAAAAUCCAUAUCAAUAUCUCUUACGAGUAAAUUUAAACUUACCACUUUAAAUCAUCUGCAAUUUUGCGGUACAGGAAAUAAAAUUAAAAUUACUAUUGUUACGCCCUUUACUGAUGCUGAUCCUUCAAAUAAUGUGAAAGAAAUAGAUGAUAUUGAGAUAACUGGAUGUCCUACUGGUCUAGAUUUGAUACCAAAAUUAAUUAUAAUUGACGAUAAACCUUACCAAAAUCAGUUUUUAUCAUCUGCCACUACUUCAAUCAAAAUUAUGUUUGAUAUCAUUAAAGCAAAGUCUGUUUCUAGUCCAGCAUCUUUUAAGUAUAACUUGUUUAUCACUGAUGAAAAAACAACUGAUAAGAGAAGAGUUCUAAUCGACCAAACAAAAACAUAUAGCUUUCCCGACCUCAACCAAGAAAUUAUUGAUAGUUUUACAAUCUCUACACCCGAUGCUUUUUGCGGAAAAGAUAAACUCUGGUUGGGAGUACGAAUAAACAGCGAUGAUGGCGUCACUGAAACUUCAACCAUGAACAAUAUAUUAUGGAAACGUGUUAAAAUGAUUUGUGACGCUCAAGCAGGUAUUGUUCUUACCGAUCUACGUAUAAAAGGGUCACUUUUUCCUACAAACAAUGAACUUUCCUUCGAUUUGGACGCUCUAAGUUUGGAAAAUUCAGACAAAGAUGUUGAAGUAACUUAUACUCUUACUUUGGCAAAUAACGUAAAUACAUCAGCCAUUAAUCCAGCUAUUAUAGACGCUAGUCCUUUGAUACCGAACAAUACUGAAAUUUUUCAGGCAAAUUUGAAUGGAACAUGGCCUAAAUCAUCUCUCAGAGUUAUUCGUAAUGCAAAAGUAAAAUUUACUUUUUGGAAUCCUGUUUGUGAAGGGAAAAGAUACAUUUGCUUAUCACUUAAAACUAAUUUGGCUGGAGAUACGGAUGAAGAUAAUAUGAAAUGUGUUGAUAUUUAUACAGAAUGGAAUAUUAGUACUCGAUGUGGUAUUAAUAUUGGUAUUCAAUCAGUUUCAAUUGAAAAAAAGAAAUUAUACGAAAGUGAAAAAGGACCAGUUGGCGUAAAUAUGACAUUUGAUGUAAAAGGAAUAGAUUUACCAGCACCCGAGCCUUAUCAGCCAGAUUCCGUUAGGUUCAUAGUAUCUAUUAGAGAUGAUUCAAGAAUUUUAAUUACAAGCGACGAAUUCACGUGGACAACCGCUUCUAAAUUAAAGUUACGCUCUCCCAUUGCGGACAAGCAGAGUGUUGAGUUAUCGGGACUAUUCGAAAUAUCUUUGACGCAAGAAAUAUGCUCAUCGUCAACGUAUUUAAUUUGUAUUCAGCAUAGUUUCUCUCCUGAUAAUAACGCCAAUAACGAUAUAUUUUGCCAAAAUGGAAAAACGACUGUUAGUUGCUUUAAUUCAAAUGUUGAUCUUGAAGCUCUUAAGGUGGAAACCUACGGAAGAUUACUUGUCGCUGAUAAACCCCAAGACAUAGGAAUGAUUAUGUUAAUUUCUGUUCCUGAAUCAUCCAACAUCAGUUCCAUAGUAACUAAAACAAAUUUGUAUUUAUCGGUUGACAAUAUUCUUGAUGGUAGCGAUACGCUAUUAAAUUUCAAUGGAUUUAACAAAGGAAAAGCUCUAGCUGAAUUACAAAAGUAUUAUGGCCCUGGAGAACACACUAUUAUCAUAAAGGGCUCUCAGAUAACCAUACCAUUCGAUACUGAUGUUAAAUACGCUGGAGAUGUUUAUAUCAUUGCAAAAAUUGACGCUGAUAACGAUAUUGCGGAAACUAAUGAAGGGAAUAAUAUUGCAGUUUCAAAAAUUAGCUUAUCCUUACCAAAUCAAGAUUAUCUAAGACUAACUUCAGCGUCUCUUCUGGACGGAACAUUGAUAGUCGGGGAAGUUUCCACUUUGAAGCUAUCUAUUGCUAUUGAAAAUGUAAACGAUGAAAUGCUUCUUGAAAGCAGCAAUCCAUACCGUUUAGAAGUGAUAGCUUUCAAUGAGACUGCAUUAUUUAACAAAGUUAUCUCUACAUUUGUACACUAUCCUCCUGUUAACGUCGAAAAAUUUCCACAUUUAUCGACGAGAGUUCUUAAUCCUGUUAUAGUAGAAAUUACUCCUGAUGAAUGGCAAGAAAAUAUAUGUACUUACACAACUCAGUUAAAAAUAAAACUAACAACAAUAGUAUCAAUUGACAAUCCUAAUAACAACGAACAAGUCAUAAGAAUACCAGAAUCGAUCAAAGUUUGCACACCAUCCAACUCUAAUGUAAAUUUACUGAUUGACAAACUAAUCAUUCCAAAUUAUUUAAAUAAGAAUGAUCAGAUAAAUGUUAAAUGGAACGGUCACGCAAGUCUAGCGUCGGCUGCUAAUCUAGCUAUCAAUUCGUUUAAAAAUACUUUGCAUAUUUCUCAAAUUAACUCUAUUAUGGAUCAAUCUACAUGGAAAUGGAUGGAAAUCUCUAAUCCUCAAGCUUUAUCCACAGGCUCAGUGCUAUUUGAUUUAGGUGGCGACUAUUCUUUAGAAAAACUACCGAGAAGUUUAUGCGGAAGAGUUUACGCGAUUGGUACUCUAGAUAGUGAUAAAACAGUUUCAGAGAUAAAUGAAGAUGAUAACCAAGAGGAUCAAGAAAUUAAUAUCAUUUGCGAAGACGAUAUUAUUUCUUUAUUCUCAGUUGAAUUAGAUUUGGAAAAUGCUAAACUUAUCGAAAGCUAUCGUACUCAAGUUAAUAUAGAGUUUUCGUUUGCAUGUAUGAAUACUGGAAAUUGUGUUAUUCCAAGUUUGAAACUUGACAUUUUCACACGUAAAUCAUUUGCUCAAUCAUCAUCCUAUUCUCUUUUAUCGAAUAAAGAGAUAGUGUCAAAUAUAAACAUGAAGUUUGGAGAAGAAAAAACGUUUGUUAUAUCCGAAUACUUUGAACUAUUGACUGGUGGUUGUGGAGGUAGUAGCGAAAAUGUUCUAACCGUACGACUAACAUUGCCGGGAAUGUUAGAUGCUGUAGCUGAGAAUAAUGAAAGACAUUUUAUGAUUGAAUGUCAAGAGGAGCUGGAAAACGAAGUAUUAAUUUCGGAUUUUAACGUUCUAAACAUAGAUUAUGAUAGGUCAGAAAUUAAAUAUUCAUUUAAAUUAUCAACAUCUGGCGAAAUAUUUCCAUUAUCUUUCAACUAUUCUGAACCAAUUUUUGUCAAUUUUCUACUUUCAAAAUUAGCAACAGCAACAGCGGGAUCCGUAUUAUUAAAAAAUGACAUCUGUUCCGAACUUCAAUUAGGUUUGAAGAAAGGAUCUUCUUUCGAAAUGAUGGGAACAGCAACUUUUCCUAGUAGCCUUGACAUGUGCGAUAAUAUCUAUGGUAUACUUGUAUUUGAUGCAUCAAAGAGAGUGUCUAGCUCUAUAAAUGCUAAAAAGAAGCUACUUACACCCGUGUUUAUCAAAUGUAAAGAAAAGGUUAUGUUUCAAAAGUUUUCACCCGACGAUUUACGUGUUUGGCAAAAUACUGAAAAGACUAUGACAUUUUCCGGUUCAAUUAUAAAUCUAUCUAAAGAAAAAUUGUUUAAUCUAAAAUUAGUGGCCUUUUUGUCAGCCGACUACAAGUGGAAUCCAAAUUAUGAUGUUCAAAUUGAAUCUAUCUCUUAUAAUAAAAAAGUUCUUGAACAGGGAAUCAACCCAAGAGGAAUUGUUAAAUUUGAUGAUUUACAGCUAAAAUUCACAAUUUCAAGUUCAUUUUGUUCUGCUAAUACUUAUUUACUUUUAAUUAUUCUACCCUUUAAAGUUAUUAAGCAUUUUCCUUUGGAUGCACAUUGUUAUCCGACACCAAUUGAUUUAUACUUUGGUUCUGGGUUCAAUAUCAAUGCGGGCGUGGGAAAAGCACCCGGAAGUAGUUUAAAUAUCAACUAUGAGAUAAAAUUGCAAACUGGACAAAGUAUAUAUUUCAAAAAUAUUAUCAUAAACCAUUGGAUAAGUAAAGAUGUAAAAUUUGAUGAACUGAUUGAUUAUCCUCUAACGAAUAGUCUACCAUACGAUAAACCUUUUGAUAAACUUCAGAUGCUCCAUUAUGGAAGUUCUCCACUGACAGAGACAUUUUCCUCUUCACUCACUCUUCCUUCUAAUAUAAAUAAGACCUUAUGCGGUAAUUCUUAUAUAGUAACAGUCCUGAAAAGUGGAAGAGAACUUACGGAGAGCAACUAUGAAAAUAACAUAAGAUUUGAUCCUAUUAAAAUCAAUUGUGGAAUUGAUUUAUUUGAAAUUCAAGAUAUAGAAUUAGAUAACACAAUGCAGUUUGCGAAUCAGCAGAAGACCAGAAAACUUAAUUUCAAAAUCAAUUGUAAUACUUCUCCUUGUCCGUUAUCGACGGCUUCCAGCUCAACUUUUGCUUUCCCAGUACAUUUCAAUAUAAAAUUGAUUCCCCUAGACAGUCAAUUAAAACCUGUAGGAAGUAUUCAACCAUCUUUAAUAGAUCCAUUUUAUAUUUCUGGUAAUGAAGAGAAUAUAUCACCGUCAACAGCUUUACAAUGGAAUUUUACAACAGCUAAUUCAUUGCCAAUGGAAGCUAACCUUAUGAUCACUAUUAAUGAUGUUAGAACAAAAUUCCUAGGAUUAAAACUUCUGAAAGGAAAUAGCGACGAAGUUAAAGGAGCAAAUUGGGGAAUUGAGGAGAAUGAUAUAUCUAUUAUUAAUUUUGAUGUAGAAGAGGAAGAUUCAUCUAUAAAGGUUGAAAGCUUAACAAUUUCACCACAAACUAUUAAUCUGAACAGUAAAACUACAAUGAUAGAUAUUUUUUAUCGAUUUACAAGUAAAUAUAUAUUUAUGGAAGAAAGUAUAGAACAAAAUUUCUAUAUUUCUACAACUAAUACAAUCUCUGGCAAAGAAACUAAAUUAAAUUUGAAAUUAAAGUCGAAAGGAAUUUCUAUGGUUAAAGAUGGUAUGUUGUACCGAUAUAAUGUUGAAAAAUCAUCGGCUUUAGACAACGAAACAUUAAUAAAUAUAUGCCAUAGUACACAGAGUUAUAUAAUCAUUAAAAUAGAAACAGCAUAUUAUGAUGCCAACUUGGAUGAUAAUCAAUAUUCGUAUCAGAUUAUUACAAAAAAUUGUCCAGUUGGAAUAGGAACUGAUAUCAAAUCUGUAAAUUUUCCCGAGAUAGUCGAAGCUACUAAAGAAUACAAUAUAUCUGUUAUCGCUAAUUUAAUACUCGCUGGUAAAACUUCAACCGAUAAUCUAAUGAUAUCUUUAUCCUUGAUCAAAGAUAACUUUACAAUUCCGAUUAAAUACUCAAGUGGGAAUAGUAAUAACACGCUUAAUUCAAGAUAUUCAAAUCCUUCUGGUAUUUCAAUAAUGAAUUUAGAUUUAAAUUCAUUAAAUAAAGUUACUUUACCAUUUGAAAAUAUCAUUUGUAUGGAAUCUUCUUUAUUGGCCGUUGAAAUCUCCUCAAAAUAUAACAGUGUAAGAAGAGGAACAUUUAUAAAACCGAUAUUUAUCUAUUGCCCUGAAAAUGAAGGUUUAUCUAUAGGAUCGUUUGAAGUUAUAGAUCUUCCAUCGGAAUGGUAUCCCGGAUUAUACAUUCAACAUGCUAUGUCUCUUUCAGUUGAGAAUGAUGGUCCCGCCCUUCAGUCAUCACUGGAAGGUCAUUUUACGUUUAAAGAAUACUUUUCAGAGGACGAGAUAUUUGAUAAAGAUCAAGAUCAAGAAAUGGAUAUAAGAAAUAACGAAGGAGAAGUCUAUAUAUAUAAGAAUACUGUUGCGUACGGAUCUCUAAUAUUUAAUAGAUACCUUAAGGGAAAUGUUCUUAUAAAAAGUGUAGAAUCAUGCAAAAGAGCAAAAAAUCCAACUAUUUUUAUUCAACUAAUUCAGGUGGGAUCUUAUAAAUCUAACAUCACUGAAAAUGAUGUUGCAAGAUUUCCAGUUGAUAAAAAACUACUGAUUUGUAAAUACCCAAAUCAAGUGGAUCUGUAUAUAACCAAGUUUAGUUUAACAGAAUCGAAUGGUCAGAAUAAAGCGUACAUAUCAGCAAAUUCGAUAAACAGUUACAAUUUGGAAAUAGGAGUAAAGAAAUCCGCUACUGGUUCUAUUCCAAAUAGAGAUGAACCUUAUAUAUAUUUGGAAUUUUUUAUCAGUAUUGAUUCAGCAAUUGAUGAAUAUGACGACCAGAUACCAACCGUCUAUUCUACUGUACAAAAAACAACACUUCAAAAAGGCAUAUCCUCUUCAACGCCCGAUAUAUUCCCGUUAAGCGGAUCUGGACUUCUCCUUAAUACUCUAAAAUUUCCAAAUUUAAAUUAUUACUGCGGAACUGCUUAUCUAAUCGUUCGAAUUAAUAGCAGCUAUGAAGGUGCUAUUGAUCCGGAUAGUUCUAAUAAUACAUUUACGAAUAAAAUAACUGUCUACUGUCCAAAUGAUUGGUUCUCUAUGGGCGGUUUUACAAUUAAACCUCUUCCACCUUUUACCCAUUUAUACGGCGGAAUCGACACAAAGAUCUGGUUUAGUGGUACUAUGCAAAACAUUCACUACUCAUACGAUGUUAAAUCUUCCGGAGAGGGAAAAGAGAAUUUUUAUCUAACUAUGUACAUGUCAAAUGGAAAGAAUCUAAAGGAAGACUAUGAUUCUAAGGUUAACAUCAAAUAUUUGGAUUACAAACUUAGAGAAACUCUUAUGGGUUCUCUAAUUCAUUUAACUACUGUUAAACUGGAAGGAGAAGCUAUUAUACAAUUGCCCUUUGGAACUUGUGAUCAGCCAAUUCUAUUUGCACAAACAGAAUUCGGUCUACCAAUAUCUUUAAAGGACGGUGUCUGGGAUAACCAUGCUCGUUACUUGAACGUUACAAAUAUGGUAAAAUGUAUUACUGAUAAGAGUGAUUUAAAUAUUAAUAAUGCAUUAUUAUCAACCUAUAAAUUUUCUAUACCGCAUACAAUAAUUGCGGAAAUAACUGUAAAUCUUAACGUAACUGGAAUAUCUAUAUUAGAUCUUGAAUCUAAAGAUAUGAAAAUUAAUAGCUUUUUAUCAAAAACAAGUAAAUUUGACGAAAAAGAAAGUUAUAAGGUCAAAAAUGAAUAUAAUAUAACAAAACUAAUGAAAAAAUUUGAUAAAUCAACAGAAGUUAAUCUAACUUUACAUUUACAAAUAGAAAAAUUAGUAAUUUGUGGGCCAGCUUAUCUCCUUAUAGUACUGGAUGAAAAUAAUAUAAUCGAAGAAUUUGACGAAGGUAAUAACGUCUAUCCAAUAGAGAUUGAUAUUAAGUGCCACAGUGAUGUUCUUUAUUUGGUUGAUAUUCAACUGGAAAAGGAAGACGUGUAUUAUAAAGACGGUUCACCUAUCAGCGUUGUUGCAACAGUCAAAAACAUAUUCGAUAAAGAUAUUGUUCCACUCAAGCAUAUGGCGAGCUUUGAAAUGAGAGCUUACAUAAGAAAAGACGAAGUCAAUUCACAAAGAUACUACGUAACUCCUAGUUCUUGGUCAAGUAAGCUUCCAAAUGGAAGAUACCUAAACACUUUUAAGCAGGGAACAACUGUAGAAACUCCUAAAUGGGUUGGAGAUAUUAACAUGAAUAUAGUGUGUCCCUAUCUAGGAAGUGGACAUUUUAUAUUAGGUUUAGAAGUUAUUGCACCAUCAAUACCUGAAUGUUAUAUGAACAACAAUCAUAUGGAAUUUAAAAUAGCAGUUGACUGUCAAGACCAUUGGAGAGAUUUACAACCAAUAGCAUUCAAGUGGUUAGAUAAUGUAUACAGUCAUAAUUAUACCUUCAACCACGAUAUGGGUUUUAAUAUUACAACUUUUAUUGAAAUAAGUGGAAGUGGAGGCUGGGGAAACUUUCCUAGUGGACAAACAGAUCCUCUACUAUAUACUGUCGGAUUUUACAUUUCUCAUAAAGACAUCCGUAAAAAAAUUUCAUAUAAUAGUCAAAACUUGAUUACUGAUAUAAAUAAGGGAGUAUCCGCAACAACUACAGUCUACAUCGCCAGAGAAGUUCCAGGUUUGACCCUAACGGAAGAAGAUCAUUUGUUUCUUUGCAAUGUUAGAUCUGCGAAAUUGGAAAUAGAAAUAGACUCGGGACAUAGCCUUGCGGAAACGAAUGAAAAGAAUAACAAGCUUGAGUGGGAUGCUUUCUUGGCACCAAUUUCUUCGGUUUGUGGUGAUAAAAUUGACUUAUCUAUAGAAGAUUUAAAGUUGUUAAAUAUCCAAGAGAAAACUAUCAGACCAGGCGACAAAAUUGAUAUUGAAAUGACGAUUGUAAUAAUAACAACAGGCUCUUUUAAAUUGCCUGAAAAAAGUGGCAAUGAAGUCAACUUUAAGUUUGGUUUAAUCUUUUCCAACGAUAAAGUUUAUCAGGCAAACGAUGAUCCAAUCAUAGUGCAAAAUCAUACGUUACAAAUUCAACAAAUGGAAAUUUCAUCUAAAAAUAACUUACGAACUACAAUCCAAUUAAAAUCUGUUGAAAUUCCAUUGAUAAGAUCGCUAUCUGAUUUCUGUUGGAACAAACCCUAUGUAGGUAUAAUUGUAGACGCUUUAAAUGUUGUGUCAGAGGUGAAUGAAAUAAAUAACUUGGAUUUGGAACAAGUAAUAUACGAUUGCGGUGAAAACGUUAAUGAAUGUACACAAAAUUUACACAAAUGCCAUGUAAAUUCAACUUGUACAGAUGCCAAUUAUAAUUUACAAAGCUAUUCUGGUUCACCUUAUACAUGUACUUGUAAUAAAGGUUUCAUCCAAAGAGGAAGAGAUUGUCAAAAUGAUAAUGAAUGUAUUCUCUACGAAUCUGUAUGUAAACAGAAGCAUGAAAAUGCUAAAUGUAUUGAUGCUAUUGGCUCGUAUGAAUGUGGUUGUAAGGAUGGCUAUAGAAGAGUGAAUUUUAAUCCUGCUGCAAACACUUACUCGUGUGAAAAUAUAGACGAAUGUGUUGAAAAUUUGCAUAAUUGCACAGAAAAUUCAACUUGUGUCGAUAAUUCUGGCUCCUACAGUUGCGUUUGUAAACCUGGCUUUGAAGGAGAUCCUUUUAAUUGUACUGAUAUAAAAGAAUGCACACCGACCUCUUGUAAUUCGAGAGGAAAUUGUACUGAAAAUGGAAGCGGUGUUAAGUGUGAAUGCUUUAAUUCUACCUACGAAGGAAAUUUAUGCGAAAUAGCUCAUGGAGGAUGGUCCGAGUGGACAGCGUGGUCUUUAUGUUCCUCAGAUUGUGAUAUGGGCUAUAGCAAAAGGGAAAUUAUAUGUAAUAAUCCGGCUCCAGAGAACGGUGGAAGACCGUGUAAAAAAGAGCCAGGGAAAACCUAUGCUGAAUAUAAAAAUUGUACUGGAAAUGGCACAUGUAUAGCUAAUAGAGUAAAGUGGUGUGAAAAGAAUCCAUGUUUCACACAAGACAAUGGGAUGUGCUCUUAUAUAGACACAGGAAGGAAUUAUAAAUGCGAAUGUAAAUAUGGUUUCACACCCUUAAUGAAAAAUGGCGUUUUUCAAAGAUGUAGAGACAUAAAUGAGUGUACAGAAGAAGAGGCUCCUCAAACAUUGAUACACGAUUGUUUAGCGCCAAAUAGUCUUUGCCUUAAUACUUUAGGAUCCUUUAAGUGUGUUUGUAAAAGUGGCUUUGAAGGUGAUGGAGUAAAUUGUACAGAUAUUGAUGAAUGUAAAAAAUCUCCCUGUCCGAAAACAACAAUAUGCACGAAUACAUUGGGUUCAUAUACUUGUUCUUGCCCCAAUAAAUAUAGACCUAUAAAAGAUUCUUCGAACAAACUUAAAAGUUGUCAAGAAAUACGAUUGAUGGAAUACGGCGAAGCGGAAGGAGACAAAUUAUUAUUAAAGAUAAGCAGAAUUACCAGAGAAAGAUUAUCAGAAACACUGAAAAUUCCUGGAGGUAUACCUUUAGACGAUGGUAAAAUAUAUUCGGGAGUAUACAUAUCAGAAAACGGAAUUAUCGCCUUAACCUAUGAGAGAUUGCUUGUUAAACCAACAUUUUCUUACCCGAAAGUCUUUAAAGAGCUAAAACUACCAACAGGGAUAGGAAUGUUGCUAGCUCCAUUCUGGUCGGAUAUUUCAAGCACAUCAAAAUUCUACAAAAUAUGGUACAAUGUAUACGAAAAUAAUAAUGAUGCUAAAUAUGAGAAGAUAAAGAAUAUAGUCCUUUCAGCAUAUAAUGUAUCUUUUAAACCGAAAUGGCUUUUGAAAGUUACAUGGGAUACCGUAGCACCCGCUUACGAGUCACUGUAUAUCGAAAAGAACACUUUCCAAGUUAUUCUAGCAACUGACUUUAAAGAAAGCUAUUGCGUAUAUUUGUAUAAAGAAAACGAAAUGAAUUGGAUCCCCACUUCAUUUAACUCGAGAGAUAUAACAAAUUUAUAUGAGGGAUAUCCGGCAAGAAUGGGUUAUAUAAGAAAUGAUAAAUACUUUGAACAUAAAUUAUCAGCCACAUGGACAAGUACAAAUGAUAAUGUCUAUAGAAUGGACUUGAAUCCCCUGCAAAGAGAGUUAAAUAUGACUAAAGGCAUUUUCGUUUUUAACUUGAAUCAUCCCAAUUCAACUGUUACUGGGGAUGAAAAUAAGAUUAAAUGUUUUGAGGCUCUAUCUGCAAUGAAGGGCAAAGAUGAAAGCUGGAAGGACAUAUUAAAAGAUUCAUGUCCACCAUCUUUAAGAGUUGUCCAAGCUUUACCAUCAUUCACGCUAACAUUUGAAAAAGAAUCGAGAAAGUGCUUCAGGAAAAUUUUGACAAGUCAAACAGUAACGUGCUGCUAUUCUCCAACAUCAGAAGCAUUUCUUAGCAAAGUUGACGAAUCAUUGCAAUUCGAAUAUCAAUCGCUUUUGCACAAAUAUAAAUGGAAUUCAGCAGAUCAUUCGAAAGAUAAGGAUGCAUAUUCUUCUUGCUGUGGGGUUCUUUGCACCCCUUCAAAAUCAAACUGCUGGCAAUGCAAUGAAUACAAAACUAAUAGAGGCGGUUUAUCUUCGUCAAAAUAUAAAAGUGAAAUCUCUGCUUUGAUGUUUGGUAGUAUGCAUUUGAGAAAUGUUAAAGGUGAACAAUAUUCCAUGAUGGCGUUUGGAGAAUUUGUUAUAAUGAAAACAGCUAAAUUUGAGAUGCAAGUUAGAACCCACCGUUUAGGAGAGAAACUAUCUUCAAUAUCUGCAGUGGCAAUUAAAGAACUUAAUAAUGCUGCAAUAGAGAUUUAUUGGCAAAAUGAUUUACCUCUAAAAGUAGUUAGCCAGUCCAAAGAAAUUGAUGUGGGGGAAGUUAGUAUAGGCAACGCCGAAGUUAUUAACAGCGGAUAUUCAAUUGUCAUUUCCUACACUUCUGACUGUUCGGUAAAGAUAAUAAAAAGCGAGAAAGGGUUAAAUAUGCUACUCUCCACAGCUGAUAGUGUGGAAAACUUUAAAGGAAUUUUGGGCGAAUCACCUAUUUCCGCUGAUACUUUUACAAAGUGGUCACUUAGAAAAUUAGUUGGACCAACAUACGCAACCAAGCGAUCGUUAUUUAGCGUAUACAAUAAAGAAUUUAUCUUCAACUCAGCCAAUAGAUACUUUAGGGAAAAAUUCUUACCACAAGCUUCUGAAAUUGAUACUGAAACAAUUACUGGAAUUUGUAUUGGACGUCAGUCAACUAGCAUUAAAUAUUGUCAACACGAUUUAAAAGUAACUAAUAAUGAUAAAUUCGCAAAUGAAACUGCUAAUUUCGUAGAAGAUAUGGUGAAAAAUCUAGAAAUUAUCAAAAAUUUACCACCUACUACACCUCAGCAAACGAUUAACGUAAUCAUAGGUCAAGAAAAAGUCUUCUCAAUGACAGCAGAAGAUAAGAAUCAACAAGAUAUUAGCUUUACUGGUAACAUUGUAGAUGCUCUAUCUGGUAGUAUAAGCAUUGAACAAAUUCAAAAGGUUUCAAGUGGAAUUUUCUCAGCAAAUGUGAAAUUUACCCUAAAUAAACCGAAUAGAAUACAGAUAACGAUAGCGAAUAGUUUUGGAGCUAAAUUCGUUUGGUUUCCUAAUUUAGUUAUCUGCAAUUGUAAAAAUCAUGGUACUUGCGAUUUUAGUUCUCUUAGAUAUGAAAAUAAUAUGAUAUUUGCAAAAUGUCAAUGUAAAACAAGUUGGUUUGGAGAUUUAUGCGAUAAAGAUUUAAAUGUUUGCGAGACUGAACGACUGUGCUAUGGUAAAUGUAUUGAUAAAAAUGUUACAGAUGUCAAUCAAAAUGAAUACGAGUGUUCACCUUGUUCUAAAACUAGAGUGGCGACAACAACUAAUUGUUACGAUUUUAAUGAAUGCUCUCUUAGCUCAGAGAAUCCUUUACGAGCCAAAUGCGAGCAUAAUUGUAUCAACACCGAUAAAAGUUAUAAUUGCUCUUGUUAUAAUGGCUAUUUUCUUCACGCUGAUGGCUACUCCUGCAAAGAUAAAAAAGAAUGCCUAAACGGUGAACUUAAUGACUGCGGUGUUGGUAGCUUUUGCAAAGAUGGAAGCGGAUCGUAUGUGUGCGAAUGUCCGAGGGGCUAUGCACUAACGGAAGAAAAAACCUGCCAGGAUAUAGACGAAUGCUUGGAAAAUAAUGGUGGUUGCGAACGACUAUGCAUUAAUAAGUUAGGAGGAUAUACAUGCGAUUGUGGUUGGGGUUAUCAAUCAUCGAAUGAAGUUGAAUGUACAAAACGAGAUCUUUGUUCUUACGAUGAAGAAUGUGAUGACGUAUGCACAGCAAAUGGAGCUCACUAUACUUGUGGUUGCGGAGCAGCCUCUGUGCUGGAUGGCUAUACUAGAUGUAUGCCUAAAAAGAGUUGUAACUCUUUGAACUGUGACGGAGGUUUUUGUCAAGCAGUGACAGACAUUCCUGACAAAUGUAUUUGUCCGAGUGGAUGGGAGUUAGACAAUGCUAAUAUCACACUAUGCGUAGAUAUAGACGAAUGCUCAAUAGGUAGCUUCAAUUGUCCUGAAAAUAGUAAUUGUGAAAAUACAAUGGGAAGAUACAGCUGCAGAUGUAAAGAUGGCUUUAAAUCUUUUGGAUCAGGAACAAUGUGCUUAAAUAUAGAUGAAUGUGAAUUAAACAUUCAUAAUUGUAAACAUUUGUGUCAAGAUACUGAAGGUUCUUUCAUAUGCACAUGUCCGAAAGGUUUUGUUGAAGGUAGGAAUGGAAGUUGUUAUGAUGUUGACGAAUGUGGAUACGCUGUGGCAAAUGAAUGCUCGGAAAAGGCUACCUGUAGAAAUAUGAACGGUAGCUAUGCUUGCACCUGCAUGGAUGGCUUUGUGGGAGAUGGUAUAACCUGUGUCGAUGUUGAGGAAUGUCUUGAAAACAAUGGUGGCUGCUCAACCUACUGCGAAAACACACUCGGUUCUUUCGAGUGCUCUUGCUCUUCUGGCUACGUGCUGCAUCAAGAUGGUAAAAACUGCCAUGAUGUUAACGAAUGCCUCUUACCGAAUAACCCUUGUAAGCACUUUUGCAUGAAUACUCAAGGGUCAUACCUGUGCACAUGUCAUCCUGAAUUUCAUCUACACAAAGAUAAAAUCUCCUGCGUUCUCAAUGAAUCGUACGCUUGCAACCUCCAAUUAGCUUGCGGUAGCUCAGGCGUCUGCGCAAAGAGAAACGGUAACGACACUUGUAUCUGCAAUAAGGGUUUUACUUUUGAUGGUAUUGGAUGUGUUGACUUAGAUGAAUGCAUAAGCAACCCUUGUAAAGGUCUUGCAACUUGUAUCAAUAAAGAAGGUUCUUAUGAAUGUCAAUGUCCUGAUGGUUAUAGACACGAUUCUUUUCAAUCGGGUUGUAUCGACAUAGACGAAUGUACAGAAAAUUUGCAUACAUGUUUAGCAGGAACUCAGUGUAUAAACACAAAAUCCAGCUAUACAUGCAAAUGUUUACCAGGCUUCAGAAAAAGAAAUGAAACAUAUUGUAUAGAUUUGAACGAAUGUAUUGGUGAAGAUCCCUCUGCCAGGGGUUGUACUGAUAUUGCACUUUGUACAAACACGCCCGGCUCCUACAACUGCAGAUGUAAGCCUGGGUAUUUAGGAGACGGGUUUACUUGCAAAGACAUAAACGAAUGCCUGACUAGUCCUUGUAAACUCACUGAAAUGUGUAUAAAUACUGAAGGCAGUUAUAUGUGUGAAUGUCAAAAAGGUUAUAAGAAAGUCGGCGACGAUUGUGUGGAUGUAGACGAAUGCUCAAGCAGAUCAAUUAGCGGCUGUGAAUUAGAUUGUAAAAAUACUCAGGGAUCGUACAGAUGUUUCUGCCGACAAGGAUUUAGGUUGGGUAGCGAUGGCAAAAAGUGUAUCGUUGCGGACAAAUGUUUCGAUGAGAAUGUAGCUAAUGCUUGUGAACAAUUAUGUGUUCAAAAAGAUGGUAGCGAUUGGUGUGAGUGCAAAGGAGGCUUCUUGGUCGAUGGAAAUGUAUGCGUUGAUAUUGACGAAUGCACAACGGACGAUCCAGAACACAAGCAUCAAUGUAAAGACCAUUCAACGUGCUUGAACACAAAAGGUGGCUACAACUGUACAUGCGAUAGAUAUUACAUCUUAGACGCAGAUGGCAGAGCUUGCUCUCAAACCGAUGGCCAAUGGAGUACAUGGUCUGCUUGGAAUACAUGUUCGAAAGCCUGUCAUGGUAGAAGGCAGAAAAGUCGCAAAUGCGACAAACCACCUCCAUCUCCUGGAAGAAGAUGUCCUGGAGAGAGUCUUCAAUAUGCUCUAUGCAACUACAAGUCUCCAAGUUGCUAUGCUAUAAAGAGUGAAGCGGAUAAAUCAGUUAUACUUGAUUUCAAAUCAUUAUUGCCUAUUCUUUGGGAGACAAUAGAAUCAACAAUUUUUAAUGUCUUCUGCAAACAGCUUCAAUCGUAUUGUACUGCUAAUGCUGAGCAAUAUAGGGAAUGUUGCCUUCAAGAUCCACCUAACCCUAUAAACAGCUUAGAUAAGUAUUGCUUUGGCAAAGACUUUCAUACUGCUACUGCAUAUCCAAGAUAUAUACCCAACGAAAGCGGGGCCAGAGUAAUGAUAUUUGCUCUGAUAGAUAGGAAUAAUGAGCUUUGUAAGAUACCUCUACCUGUAGAUGACAAAAAUUCAUCGUCGUCGUCAACAACGUCUAGAAAGAAGAGAGAUAUAAAUAAAUUUGACGUCCCUAACACCAUUUUAGAAAAGAUAAUUAAAACAACUGAGAGUCAAGAAUCUAUAGGAAAAGCAGUUAAAGAGUCCACAGGUGAUCCCUUCUUGGCUGCACAGUCACAGUCGUAUCUAGCUCAAAAAGGGUUCCUAGAAGAUACAAAACCCACUGAAAUUCCUCCAAUGCCUGUUGAUAACGGCCUAUCCGCUCAUGUUGUAGCCCUGGCAGUUUUCUUUUCGCUUGUAGCAGCUUUUACUUUGGUUGUAACUCUCAUCUACUUACUGAGAAAGCAAGAUGAUAAGAAACAUGUUAAUGAAAUGCUUAGACUCGCUGUUUCGCCUGACUUGUCCAUCGGAGAUAGAUUCUAUCAGGGGACAACACCUGCCCCCAAAACUUCCGUCACGCCAAUCAGUAUACGCGAAACCCCAAUGAUUGUAAAUAGUCCCAGAAACUUGACUCAUUCUCCGAGACCUGCUCAUACACCUCUACCUAACCAAGUACCACACGAUGAAAAUGAAAAAGCCCCACAAAACCCAGAAUUACAAAGACCUGAAUCUAUUAUGGAUAGAGAAGAAGUUGCACAAGUAGAAAAAGAAUUAGAGGAAAUAUGCGCCCUACCACCUGAUUCAGACGAUGAAUCUGGAAUAGGUGUCGAUAAAAAAACACCAAUCGCACCCUGUCAACCAGAUGAGUAA
Dimorphilus gyrociliatus is the source of this 21820-nucleotide messenger RNA. NCBI's taxonomy places the organism in Eukaryota, Metazoa, Annelida, Polychaeta, Dinophilidae. The record is from the annotation of a GenBank genome assembly.